Molecule: messenger RNA, 1501 nt
Organism: Magallana angulata
Lineage: Eukaryota; Metazoa; Mollusca; Bivalvia; Ostreida; Ostreidae
Product: nicotinate-nucleotide pyrophosphorylase [carboxylating]-like
Exons: 3
Coding region: 205-1131 (308 amino acids)
Biological process (GO): quinolinate catabolic process; NAD+ biosynthetic process
Cellular component (GO): cytoplasm
Molecular function (GO): nicotinate-nucleotide diphosphorylase (carboxylating) activity
Source: RefSeq, a predicted model, not a curated record
UCUUUAUAGUUCGUAUAUUAUGUUUUCAAAAUUUUUACUUCAUCAUUAUGCCAAUAAAAUCUCUAUUUCGUUCAUUUUCAUUUAUUGAAAUAUUCAUAUUAUGAGAUGGUAAUUCUUAACUUAUUUUUAAUCGGGCUCGGUGUUCCUCAACCGCAUGUUUACAUUGGUGAUCGGUGUUUUACUGUUUGAGUGUUUAUUUUCGAGAUGUCGACAGAAGAUCGCGUUUUAAACAAUAUAUAUAAACCAAGUCUAUCAAAUGUUCUAUCGCCAGUGACUUUGCAACAUAUGGCACGUGAAUGGUUGAAAGAAGACACACCAAAUUUUGAUUAUGGAGGUUUUGUUGUUGGUGAAAAGGAAGAGACAGCCUUGCUUCUGAUUAAAAGUCCAGGAGUUCUUGCUGGAAAACCUUUCUUUGAGGCAAUAUUCAAAGAAUUAGACUGUGUGGUUUCUUGGGAAUAUGACGAAGGUGAAUUCUUAGAACCAAUACAGUGUGUUGCAAAGGUGACAGGCAAGGUCCGCCAGUUAUUGUUAGGUGAGAGAGUGGCAUUGAAUUGUCUUUCUAGGGCUAGUGGUAUUGCUUCUCUUGCAAGACAGUUAGCAAAAAUCAAGGAGAGAGUUGGGUGGAAAGGUGAAAUUGCAGGUACACGUAAAACCACCCCAGGAUUUAGGCUUGUGGAAAAAUAUGCUUUGAUGGUUGGUUCAGUGAGUACCCAUCGACACGAUCUGUCCUCAAUGAUCAUGUUAAAAGACAAUCACAUUUGGACCUCAGGAAGUAUCACCCAGGCUGUUAAAGAUGCCAAAAUUGUUGGGGGUUUCUCACUGAAAGUGGAAGUAGAGUGUCGCAGCGUAGAUGAAGCAUUGGAGGCGGCAGAAGCAGGCAGUGACAUUAUUAUGCUGGAUAAUUUCUCCUCUGAGGCACUACCAGAUGCAGCCACAAAAAUAAAGACAAGUUAUCCUAAUGUUUUGAUUGAAGCCAGCGGUGGAAUCACGGAGUCCACUAUAGAUAAGUACCUUAUACCCGGAGUAGACGUCGUGUCGCUAAGUCGCUUGACCCAAGGAUACGAUGUUGUGGACUUUUCAUUGAAAAUUCAAAAAGCUGGGGUAGAUCCAAGGAAUUUACCAGUCAAGUGAAGAAAGAAACUGUGACUUAUGAUAGAAUAUAUAUGUACUUGUAUUUUUCUAUGAUCAAAGUUAAAACAGACUUCAAUAAAACAUCUGUUUUGUUUUGAUGCAUUUUGCUUAAUAUAAAGGGAGGGCAACUCUGAUGUUCAAUCAUCACUGUAUAAAAGGUUUUUGGUUUCAUGGUGGCCUUGUAUUUGGACAUAUGAAAUCUGCAUUAAUUUUGUUUAAAUUGUCUUUACUUCUGGGCAUGUGGUAAACUAAUGCAUGGAUAGGAAUGGAAAAAAUUGUGAAAUUCAUGACAGUUGGUUAGGGCUUCUUGGUGCUAGAAGGAGGCUAUACGUUGAUCUUAUGCUGAUUAUGCAAUAAAUCUUUAAAAUUG